Molecule: messenger RNA, 933 nt
Organism: Micropterus dolomieu (smallmouth bass)
Lineage: Eukaryota; Metazoa; Chordata; Actinopteri; Centrarchiformes; Centrarchidae
Gene: cavin4b
Product: caveolae associated protein 4b
Exons: 2
Coding region: 1-933 (310 amino acids)
Biological process (GO): regulation of gene expression
Cellular component (GO): cytoplasm; caveola
Source: RefSeq, a predicted model, not a curated record
AUGACAGACAAACCAGGUAUGGGAACGGGUGGCGGAGAUGAUGCAGGAAGCAUCAUGGCAUUGCUGGAGCGUGUGGCGGGCCUCAUGGACAGCGUCCAGACCACGCAGAAGCGUAUGGAGGAACGUCAGUUGGAGCUGGAGAACACGGUAAAGACCAUCCAGACCGACGUCGUCAAGCUGACCAACGACCACGCCAAUACUAGUUCCACUGUCGACCGGCUACUGGAGAAGACGCGUAAGGUCAGCCGCCACAUCAAGGACGUCAGGGUGCGUGUGGAGAACCAGAACAUCAGGGUGAAGAAGGUGGAGGCCACCCAGGGCGACCUCCUGGCCAAGAACAAGUUCAGGGUGGUCAUUUAUCAGGGUGACCAGGAGGUGAAGGCCGUCGCACCAGGCAAUGAGCCAGCAGAACCCAGCGGCAGCACCGGCGCCAGAGCAGAGGUGGAACCGGACAAGUUUGAGCUCCCUCCAGAUUCGGAUGAGGAGUACAUGGUGGUGGAGGAGGCAGACUCGGCGGCUGGCCGCAUGAAGAAGACGGGGCUGACACGCAUCGAGAGCUUCAAAGCCACCUUCUCCAAGGAGAACAUGAGCAAGACCCGCGAGAACCUGGGCAGCAAGGUCAACAAGUUUGGCGAGCGCAUCGUGACGGCCGAGAGGCGCGAGAAGAUCCGCCAGUCCGGCGAGAGGCUGAAGCAGUCCGGCGAGAGGCUGAAGGAGACCAUCACCAAGACCGUCCCGGCCAAGCUCAACCUGAAGAAGGAGAGGACUGUGGCGGAGGGCCAGGAAGGAGCUGAGGGCGCCACAGAGGGAGCCGCACCCAUCCCUCCUCCCAAGGGCCGCAAGGGCAGCCCGGAAGCUGCCAAGGCCGCUGAGGAAGAGGGCAAGGCAGAGGAGUCUGAAGUGCCGAUGUACGACAUGAAGCAGCUAUCGUAA